UAAAUUCACGAACACCACUCCUCAAAAUUUGAAAUCAUAAAAAAAAGUAUUUUUUGUGAAAAGAUAAAUUUUUUGAUUCUAUCUAUACCAAUAUAUAUUAUGGCAACGAGUGUUGUUGCUUCGAAAAUAUUUAGAUUGCCUAAGAAAAUGGCGUCCAACCAGCUGCCGGAAUUUCCUUCCGAUCAGAAGAGUUUCGAGCUGAAAAAUGUGGUCGGAAAUAUCAAAUCUAGCUACACGCCGCAGGCAGUCACGGCCAACGCUCCGACGUCUGAGAAAAUAUCUCAAAGCAUCAGCAACAGUCCUCUAGCAAACUACGUUCCACUCUUCGUGAUGCUUCCAUUGGGAGUGAUUACUAGAGAAAAUGAAUUUCCCGAUCAAGCAACGAUGGAACGGCGGCUAACGGAAUUACGAAAAGCCGGCGUCGACGGCGUUAUGGUUGACGUCUGGUGGGGUGUAAUUGAGGCCAAAGGGCCUAAACAGUACAAUUGGAAUUCUUACAAGAGAUUGUUCCAAGUUGUACAAAAAUGCGGCCUUCGAAUUCAGGCAAUCAUGUCGUUCCAUCAGUGCGGCGGCAACAUUGGAGACGCGGUCUACAUUCCGUUACCGGAAUGGGUUCUCGCCAUCGGAGAGGGAGAUAAAGAUAUAUUCUACACUAACCGGUUUGGUAACCGGAACCCUGAGUACCUCUCUCUUGGUGUUGAUAACUUGCCUAUCUUUCGGGGCCGAACGGCUAUCGAGAUGUACAGGGACUUCAUGCAGAGUUUUAGAGAUGAGAUGGUGGAUUUGUUGGAGUCUGAGACGAUCAUGGACAUUGAGGUCGGAUUAGGUCCGGCCGGGGAAAUGAGAUACCCGUCAUAUCCCCAAGACCAAGGAUGGAAGUUCCCUGGGAUUGGGGAAUUUCAGUGCUACGAUAAGUACAUGAAACGAGAAUUCAAGGACAUUGCGGCCAAAGCAGGGCACCCUGAAUGGGAUCUCCCGGAUGAUACGGGCACAUACAACGACACGCCCGAGAAAACGGGUUUCUUUAGUGCGAACGGGACUUAUCUGUCGGAAAAAGGGAAGUUUUUCUUAACGUGGUAUUCGAACAAGUUGAUCGAACACGGUGAUCAAAUCCUUGAUGAAGCCAAUAAGGUAUUCCAAGGGUGCAGUGUCAGACUUUCUAUAAAGGUCUCUGGAAUCCACUGGUGGUACACUGACAAUAGUCAUGCAUGCGAGUUGACAUCGGGAUACUACAAUGUCAAAGGUAGGGACGGUUAUCGUCCCGUUGCUAGGAUGAUAUCCAGUCACUAUGCUACAUUGAACUUCACAUGCCUCGAGAUGAUAAACUCGGAACAGCCAGCGGAUGCUAAAUCCGCCCCCGAACAACUUGUGCAACAGGUAUUGAGCGGCGGAUGGGUCGAAAACGUAGACAUAGCCGGAGAGAAUGCUCUUUCGAGAUACGAUCGGAAAGGCUACAACCAAAUCCUACUAAAUGUUAGGCCAAAUGGUGUCAAUAAAUAUGGUCCACCUAAAUAUAAGAUGGUUGGAGUAACAUACCUUCGAUUAUCGGAUGAACUUUUUGAGUCAAAAAAUUUCAAAAUAUUCAAACAAUUUGUCAAGAAAAUGCACGCGGAUAUGGACUACAUGCGGGAAAUGACGGAUGUGCCCAUAUUGCGGAGAUCAAAAUCGAAGAUUCCGAUUGAGAAACUUCUAGAAGCUACGGAACCAAUCAAGCCCAUUUCAUGGAACAAUGUAACUGACAUGAGCGUCGGAGGCCCUUUUGCUGAUUUUUUGGACAAUAUACUUGACAAAUUUUUUAUACUAAAAUGAGUUCCAUAAACUUGUUUGAACCCAAACUUGUAAUUUCAUUAUUUUUUUGAAGCUUAAUUAUGAGUACAUAUAAAUUGGUUGUAUUCUAAA
Messenger RNA from Salvia hispanica, 1899 nucleotides. Its product is annotated as beta-amylase. Gene Ontology annotation, molecular function: beta-amylase activity. The record is from RefSeq and is a predicted model, not a curated record. Gene Ontology annotation, biological process: polysaccharide catabolic process. Lineage: Eukaryota; Viridiplantae; Streptophyta; Magnoliopsida; Lamiales; Lamiaceae.